AUGGAGGGUGAAGACAGGCGGCCCGGCAGCACAGGCAGACGGCGGCGGGGCGUUUUGGCCGGGCUGCUGGUCGUGGAACUCGGGCCCGUAGCCCGACAGCUCACGUUCUCCCCACGGGCGCAGUUGCUCGCCGGCCUCGGGCAGCAGUUCCCGAACAAAUGGGGUGGCGACGUCCAGGAAUGGGUUAGCGGGAGGCCCCGGUCAGGUUUCCAGCAGUCCGUGGCCAACGAGGAAACUGUCGCCCUGUCCCAGCCCUCAGUUAGCCGCAUAAUUUUUUCCGUUGCUGAAGCCAUUGCAACGGUCGGCAAAGCAAAGGGAUGGGUGAAGUUUCCGACGGACACAGAAAAGGUGGCGGUAGAAAAGGUGGCGGUCAAGCAACGCUUCCUUGAACGUGGCAAGCUCCCUGGGGUCGUCGGCUGUGUUGACGGAACACUAAUUGCCAUCGUCCGGCCGCGAAAAAUGAGCCCCGCGGAAACCGAGGCGUACUGGAGCCGCAAGGGAUUUUACGCCUUGAAUUGCAUGGUGGUGUGUGAUGCGGACCUAAGGAUCGUGGCCAUAGACCCUCGCAUGCCAGGAUCAUGCCACGAUUCCUUCGUCUGGAGGCACUCGGCAUUGCGCCGCCGCCUGACGUGUGGCUUCCUGAAUGACGAGUUCUUGCUUGGAGAUUCGGGGUACCCUCUGGAGCCCUGGCUUCUCCUCCUGUGCCCGGACACCCGACACGGCUGA
Molecule: messenger RNA, 726 nt
Organism: Dermacentor silvarum
Lineage: Eukaryota; Metazoa; Arthropoda; Arachnida; Ixodida; Ixodidae
Product: putative nuclease HARBI1
Exons: 4
Coding region: 1-726 (241 amino acids)
Source: RefSeq, a predicted model, not a curated record